GUGAGGGUAUGACAUCAUAAACAGAGUCGGUAGAGAAAGAGAAGAGACCAAAAAUCAUCAAAAUGUCUUAUGCUUAUCUUUUUAAAUAUAUUAUUAUUGGAGAUACAGGAGUUGGUAAAUCAUGUCUUUUACUACAAUUUACGGACAAGCGGUUUCAACCAGUACAUGAUCUAACUAUAGGAGUAGAAUUUGGGGCACGAAUGAUCACAAUUGAUGGAAAGCAAAUCAAAUUGCAAAUUUGGGAUACGGCUGGUCAAGAGUCGUUCCGUUCUAUUACAAGGUCAUACUAUCGUGGAGCUGCUGGAGCAUUACUUGUGUACGACAUUACAAGAAGAGACACAUUUAACCAUCUAACAACAUGGCUAGAAGAUGCUCGUCAACACUCCAGCUCAAAUAUGGUUAUUAUGCUUAUUGGUAACAAGAGUGAUCUUGAGGCUCGUCGUGAUGUCCGAAAAGAAGAGGGAGAAGCUUUUGCAAGAGAACAUGGAUUAAUCUUUAUGGAAACUUCUGCAAAAACUGCUGCUAAUGUCGAAGAGGCAUUCAUCAACACAGCAAAGGAAAUUUAUCAGAAAAUACAAGAAGGUGUCUUUGAUAUCAACAAUGAGGCAAAUGGAAUCAAGUUGGGACCACAACACUCUCCCUCCAAUCCAUCAGUACCUCUUGGAGGAAGCCGAUCUCAAGAUGGUGGUGGAUGUUGUUAGUUAUAACAUAUACAAUCAUUAAGUCUAUAUUAUCGCAAGAACUUGUGAAAAAUUCACAAAAUACUUGAAGAAUUGUCAUGGAGGCAGAUGAUACUGUUUGUUUGUUUAUGUACGGGGCUCAUUUGAUAAAAUUCAAUUAUUUUAGAAAUAUAUGUACAUGUCUCUUAUACAUGGUAAAUAAAUAUUGUUAAUUCUUAUUGUACAAGAUAUAAGAACACUUUUCCUUUUAAACUGUCACCAGCAAAUUUGUACAACAUCCAGUUAAUAGACUAGUAUAAUGUAAAAUCACAGAAACAUGAACUUGUUAUUUCAUAUUAACCCAUCAACAUUGAAAGAUGUCAACACUAAAGGAAUAUUGAUCUAAGAAUUGUCUUACUGGAUAUAAAUAUAUCUAAAAAUGACAAUAAUUGCCAUAAACAUCUUCCAAUUAAAUGUACAAUUUAUGUCUGACUA
Messenger RNA from Exaiptasia diaphana, 1154 nucleotides. RefSeq names its product ras-related protein Rab-2. NCBI's taxonomy places the organism in Eukaryota, Metazoa, Cnidaria, Anthozoa, Actiniaria, Aiptasiidae. Gene Ontology annotation, molecular function: GTP binding; GTPase activity. Bases 63 to 701 code for a protein of 212 amino acids. The transcript has 8 exons. The record is from RefSeq and is a predicted model, not a curated record. Gene Ontology annotation, cellular component: Golgi apparatus.